GCUCAGCGCCGAGGACGGUGGCGGAUGGUUCCCGGCAGCUGGCUCUCGGCUCGGAGCUGCGGCGGGCAGGUACGCGCCAUGCUGGGGCUGCUGCUGCUCUGCCAGCUCCAGCUGACCGCGUCGAGGUUUCUUCACCGCGUACAGAGGCUGAGCAGCCCGGAGCAGCCCGACGCCACGCAUGUGUUCACAUCAGCAAAGGAGGCCAAUUUAUUCAUUGGACGACGUCUUCUGAACAACAGAUUUGAUUUUGAAGCAUUCACGCCUGAUAACCUGGAAAGAGAAUGUAUGGAAGAGCUGUGCAGCUAUGAGGAGGCCAGAGAAGUUUUUGAAGACACUGAUAGAACGACACAGUUUUGGAACGACUAUUCAACUAAAGGUCCUAGAAUAAAAACAGGUAAGAAACCCUUUUCUUCUUUUCUCAUAUUGCAGUAUUUUAUGUUUAUUCUAAUACAUCCUGCAUUCAGAGAGCAGAUCUACAACUCAGUCAAGGUCACAAGUACAUUAAAUAAUAUUUGGAAGGCACUGGAGGAAAGACAUCUUCAAAGUUUCACUACAGGAAAGGAAACGUCUGCUCACUUUAAGAUGAACGUGAACAGCAAUCUUAGCUUGGAUUGCACAGAUAUCAUGGCUUCUCAGAGCAAGCUAGACAUUUGUGACAAAGAACAGCACAAGAAGAAUAGUACUUCACAGUGUAAACUGUCAAGAACACAGAAAGAGCCCUAUCUGAAAAUAGCCCAUGUUUUAUUUUCAGGUGAUGAAACACUACAAAAAAUAAACAUUACAGGACUUCUAAUCGGUCCGAUUGCUGCUGGAGGAAUGUUAGCCAUAAUUGGACUACUUAUCUUCUACUGCUGCAAAGAUAGAUGUAAAUCAAGGCAACCACCAGGGCAUUUGGAUCAUGGAAGAAGCAGAAGACGUAGUUCGACUUCCAUCUUCAGAAGGCACGAAGAACUGUCUUUAAAUCCACUUCCUCCCAGACCUGAUGAUUCAGGACUACCAACUUAUGAGCAAGCAAUUACUUCAGGCGGGCAACAUGACGCACCUCCGCCCCCCUACCCAGGGCCCCCAAAAUGGGUACGGGCGUUUAGGAAGUCUAUGUCACUUCCUGCCCCUUAGCUGCAAACCUCCUCCUAAAGGGAGGAGGGAUCUUUGAGGUAUAACAAACUUUUAAAAAGUUCACUACCUUGCACAUUGCAAGAUGGUUUACAGAAAUGUGAAAGAUUGUUAGCACAGCUAGGAGCAAAUCAAGAUCCCCUUGGGAGAGUGAACUGUUGCAAAAGCUGCAGAACCAUUCUUUGCACAAGGGUGUUUCUCUAAGAAGAGAGAAUGUAUAAAGAGUAAGUCUUGUACUGCCCCUCUUCCACACGCACUUUGAGCCAUGCCAUCAUAUUAUUGAUGUUUUAUUAAUAGUUUUAUCUUGUUUCUUUAGAAGGAACAUUAUUUUAAUUGGUUUUAUUGACAGUAACCGUUUUUUGGUGACUUAAUACUUUCAGUCAUCAUCAUAAGUCUACUGUGUUGUUUGACAUUGCUGCUGUGUGGAUUUUCUAUUCAUUCUAGUAAUAGAUUUGAGUAUGAAAAUCAUGUGAUGAGUUUAUCUUGCAAGUGUGAAUAUAUUUCUGCUUCUGGAUUACAGUGGUUUGUUUUAGACUUUGCUGGUAAACAUUACUUAAUUUGAUGUAUUUUUGUGAUUAUUAUUUUGGAUUAAAAAGAGUAAUUAGUUGCAUGGCAUAUUGCACACUCAACAAAAAUGUAUGUUAAUCAAAA
Molecule: messenger RNA, 1764 nt
Organism: Centrocercus urophasianus (Greater sage-grouse)
Lineage: Eukaryota; Metazoa; Chordata; Aves; Galliformes; Phasianidae
Gene: PRRG4
Product: proline rich and Gla domain 4
Exons: 5
Coding region: 25-1116 (363 amino acids)
Cellular component (GO): extracellular region
Molecular function (GO): calcium ion binding
Source: RefSeq, a predicted model, not a curated record